Messenger RNA from Eufriesea mexicana, 4908 nucleotides. RefSeq names its product ras GTPase-activating-like protein IQGAP1. Gene Ontology annotation, cellular component: cell cortex. Lineage: Eukaryota; Metazoa; Arthropoda; Insecta; Hymenoptera; Apidae. The record is from RefSeq and is a predicted model, not a curated record. Gene Ontology annotation, molecular function: calmodulin binding; actin filament binding; GTPase activator activity. The transcript has 26 exons. Bases 1 to 4908 code for a protein of 1635 amino acids. Gene Ontology annotation, biological process: mitotic actomyosin contractile ring assembly actin filament organization; regulation of GTPase activity.
AUGUGUGAUACUGAUGACAUAUUAAUUAAUCAUGAAAAAGGAACAGAUAUUCGUAAAUCAGCAGAGGAAAUGGAUGAACAACGUCAUAAGACACUUGCUUAUGAGUACCUCUGUCACUUGGAGGAAGCCAAAAAAUGGAUGGAAGCAUGUCUCAGAGAAACACUUCCUCCAACAACUGAGCUAGAAGAAAAUUUAAGAAAUGGAGUAUAUUUGGCGAAGCUUGCUCAUUUUAUGGCACCCGAAACUUUGCCUCUUCACAAAAUAUAUGAUCUUGAACAGAAACGUUAUAUAGCAGUUGGUUUACAAUUCAGACACACAGAUAAUAUUAAUUACUUUUUAAAAUCCUUAAAAUCUAUGCAGUUACCAUUAACUUUUCAGCCAGAAACAACUGAUAUUUAUGAUAAAAAAAAUAUGCCACGCGUAAUAUAUUGUAUUCAUGCUUUGAGUACUCAUUUAUUUAAAUUGGGUAAAGCUCCACAAAUUCAAGACUUGUAUGGAAAAGUAAAUUUUACUGAGGAAGAAAUAAAUGCUGUCAGUAAAGAAUUAAAAAAAUAUGGAAUUCAAAUGCCUUCUUUCCAAAAGAUUGGUGGUUUAUUAGCAGAUAGCAUGGAGAUAGAUGCAGUAACAUUGCAUGCUGCAGUGAUAGCAAUUAAUCAAGCUAUUGUAGAGAAGAAUAAUGAUAAGAUAUUGACUACUCUCCAAAAUAAAGUAGUACAAUUAAAUAGUAUUAUGCCUUGUUAUAUUGAAGAAUAUAAGGAUGCUUUGUUGGAAGCAAAGGAAUCUAAAACACAAGCUGCACUUAAUAGAUCUCUUAAUGAUAGUUAUGUACCAGAUAUAUAUGAUGAAUUAUUAACUCAGGCAGAAAUUCAGGGUCAUAUUAAUUAUGUUAAUGUUCAUUGUACUGUGAAAAAUAUAAUUCAGUCUGUUCAUUGUAAAAAUAAUAAUUUUAUGGAUACAUUAAAAUCACCUAUAUUGGAUUUAAAAAACAUUAUCCAUGAAAAUGCACAAUUAUAUAAAGAACAAUUAAUGCAAUUAUUAGAAAGUUCUGAAUGGGAUAAUAUAUAUUCAGAAAUAUAUCAUCAUCAUUGGAAACAAUUACUUCAAAAUGAAAUUGAUAAAACAAAUGAAACUGCAUUUAAGUCUCAGAAACGUGAUGAUAGUGUAAGACUUCUAAACCUAACAUUACAAAAUGCUGCACGAAAUGAUUUCUAUAAAGUCUUAAAAAGUCCUGAUCUUGGAUUAACAGAAAAAAUUGAUGAUUUUGCAAUACCACUAUAUUAUGAAGAAAUGAAAGUUGAUCGUAUUGAAUCCCAGAACGACCUUUCAUAUAAUGAUAUUAUAGUUAGUACUCGUGUUUUAUCAAGGAUCGCAGAAAUCAGUAAAUCUGUAGACACAGGAGAUCCAGAUUUAGUUUAUCAAGCAUUAGCAAAUCCAGAUUGUCAUGUAUCUGGAUUAGAUCAGGGGAAUAAAGUAAAAUAUUAUAGAGCAUUAGCAGCAGUUCGAUGUGAAAAGCAAACAAUUGACGAAGAAUGUCCUUUAUUAACAUAUAUUGAUAUACAAGAAUGUAUUGAUGUUGUAAAUCAACAAUGUCAAAAUGAUGACGAGGUAAUACAAGUGCUACGUCAACUAAACUCAGCUGUCGUAGAAAACGAUCGAAGCGGUGUCAUAAGUGCCCUAAAAGAUACUGCUUUGAAAUUACAAAAACCUACUUCACCAGAAGAUGCAUCUCUUUAUUUGAAAUUAUUUAAAAAAUGUCUGGAGGAAAAACAUUUUGAUGGUUCUGAAUUAUGGUUGGAAGAUGUAGAAAAUAUAACAAAAAUUGUUGCUGUGGAGGCUGAAACUGUUCAACACGCCUGCACAUUUUUAUCACAAGUUAAUUUAGGAUUACAGCGAAAUGAUAUGUUGUUCACAAUUGAUUGUCUUCAAAUGUUUGGUUUUAAAAUACCAGACAAAUAUAAGGCAGACUGUUUUGAAACUUUGUGCAAUUUAAAAAAUAUGAAGAAUGAAAAGUACAAUUGUGCAUUUGUUCGUUAUGUUACUCCUAAAGAUAAUGAAUCAUAUUUAGAUUUACAAAAGUAUAAUUACACUUGGGAUUGUCCUAAAAAUAUAUCUGAAACAUUUUAUAUCAGCAUGGAAGAUAUAAAAGAGGUAAUAAAAAGUACAACAAUAAGAGAGCACGAAGAGCAUGAAAUAAGCAAACAAAUAAUUCAAUUGCAAGCUUAUAUCCGUGGAUAUCUAUUAAGAAAAAAAAUUUCCGAUAGAUUUACAUUUUUUUACGAUAACGUGGAUAAAGUUAUUCAAAUACAAGCAUGGUGGAGAAAUAUAAUACAACGUAAACGAUAUGCAAAAUUACUUGAAGAAAAAAGAAACUGUAAUGAAGAUAAAUCAAAGAAUAAAUUUUUAAAAAUAAAAGCUAAAUAUGUAAAUAUAUUAGAUUAUUAUGGGGAACAAGAAGAAAAAAUUAUAAAAAUACAAGCUUUGUGGCGUGGUCGGGCUGAAAGACGCGCUUUUCAUUCCUUGUUAUAUAUGGAAAAACCACCAUUUCCCGUUGUUCGACAUUUUUCAGCGAUUCUAAAUUUUAACGCAGAAGAUUAUGACAAAGACUUGCAGUUACAACAUUUAAAACAUGAAGUUGUGCAAAGUAUACGGCAUAAUCAAACGUUAUCACAACAAUUAGAUAGUAUGGAUAUCAAAAUUGGUUUGCUUAUACAAAAUAGAAUUACGUUACAGGAUGUUGUAGCUCAUGGAAAAAGUUUAGAAACUCUUGCAAAACAGAAACAAUCUAAUAGAGACCAAAGGAAUUCUUUAUUGGAUGGUGUUAUCCCACACAAAGGUUUAAAAUCAUUAACUAAAGAAGGUCGAAAAAUGUUAGAAGGUUAUCAACAUCUUUUUUAUGCAUUGCAAACUAAUCCAACAUACUUAUCAAAACUUUUAUUUCUCCUACCUCAAAGUAAAACAAAUAAGUUUCUUCAAAAUGUAAUUUUAACAUUAUUUAAUUUCGGGUCAAAUAUUAGAGAGGAAUACUUAUUAUUGAAACUAUUUGGAAGUGCAUUACAAGAAGAAAUCAGAUGUAAGUUUCAAAAACCAUCUGAAGUCGUUACCGGAAAUCCUCUUGUUUUGAAAAUGGUGGUAAAUUAUGCGCGACAGUUAAAUGGUCAAAGAGCUUUAAGGCAAAUUGUUGGACCAAUUAUUGAAAAAAUUUUAGCUGAUCGAACGUUAAGUAUAGAAACAAAUCCCGUAGAUAUUUACAAGUGCUGGCGAAAUCAAUUAGAAAUGGAAACAGGAGAAACAUUGACUCUGCCUUAUACAGUAACACAACAACAAGCUUUAAAUUAUGAGCAAGUAAGAAUUAGAUUAAAUAAGGGAAUACAAUUAUUACAAAGUACUGUUUUAGAAUUUUUAACUAAAAUAACUGAGUCUCGAGAUUUGAUACCAUAUGGAAUGUUAUAUAUGGCUAAAAUUUUAAAUGAUUCCUUAACUGAAAAAUUUCCAAAUGCUCCAGAAAAAGAUAUUUUAAAAGUAGUGGGGAAUUUGAUUUAUUAUCAUUUUAUAAAUGCAGCUAUUGUAGCUCCAGAUGCUUUCGAUAUAAUUACGCUACCAAUCGACAGAUCUUUAUCCAAUGAUCAACGAAGAAAUUUAGCCAGUAUUGCAAAAAUAUUACAAUUUGCUGCUUCUAAAAAAGGGUUUGGUGAAGAAGCCACACAUCUAGUCUGUUUGAAUUCAUUUAUAAUUGAAUGCCAUGAAAAGUUUAAAAGCUUUUUCCGCUACUGUUGUCAAAUUGAAGAUUUAGAAAAACAUUUUUGUAUUCAUGAAUAUACGGAAGCGACACUGAUUCAAAAACCUGAGAUUUACAUUUCAUUACAAGAAAUCUGUGAUACUCAUUGCCUUAUGUUAGAAUACCAAGAUCAAAUAGCACCAGAUCCAAUGGAUCCCUUGCAUGACUUAUUGGAUGAUUUGGGUCCUGCACCAACUGUUGCAUCUUUACUUGGAAUCUCUGAUGUCAUAUGUGAGACAAAUGUAACGCGUUUUGGAAAGACGGAAGUAUGUCUUAUACUUACCAAUAAAUUUCAAGUACCAGAAGAUGAAGAUGCUAGUCUAAAUAAACUCUUCAUAAAAACAAAAGAGUUACUAGUUUCUGUACUACAAUUUUUAAAAGGUCAAACAUUAAUUGAAGCUCUGGAAAUUACGUGUUCCCCCAUACAAGAAAAACUAUAUGAUAUAAAAUGCUCCAGUUUAUCACCUACUUUAAAUAUAAUUCAUAAGAGUUCAUCCUUAAAUGAUUGUAAGCUUCAAUUACGAGCAUAUCUUAAUAAACUCGAACUUGGUGGAUGGGUCAGUCAUUCAGAUGGAUAUCAAAAUAUUAUAACUGCAGUGGCCAAAGAUCUUUGCAAUAAAGGAAAGUAUCGAAUUCUUCGAAAUAUAGAAUUACAGACAUUACGUACAACUAAACAAAGACUCGAGGAAAAGUGUAAAUAUUACCAAGAACAAGUAAAGUAUUAUAAUGAAUAUAUACAACGUUGUUUGGAAAAUUUACAUACCGGCAAAGGGUCUUUACGAGCAUUUAAAGCCAUUCAAAAAAAUAAUCAUGUUAAGUUGAGAUCUAAAAUGACGUUAAAAUAUUCUGCGGCCAAACUACAAGAAAAGGGAGUAUUGUUAGAAGUUGAUGGACUUCCACAAUCACAAUUUAAAAAUGUGAUUUUUGAAAUCAGUCCAACAGAACAUACCGGUCUUUUUAGUGUACGUUGCAAAUUUAUGGGAGUAGAAAUGGAGAAAGUUGAUAUUGAUAUACAAAAGUUACUUGAGUUACAAUUUGAAGGUGCACCAAUUAUGGAUAUGUUUGGUAAAGCAAAAGUUAACGUAAAUUUAUUAUUGUAUUUAUUGAAUCGAAAAUUUUAUGGUAAAACUUGA